AUUUCACUGUCAAAUGUCAAAACCUCUCUUUAUGGUCAAAAUUCAAAAUUAAAAAGAAAAAAUUACUUUAUUGUUCACCAAUCUCAAACAAAAAAUUCUUUCGUAAACAAUAAUUCGUUUUAUUCAAGCAGUAGCGUUCUGGUGGCAGAUUUAGACCAUACCGUGGCGCAAAAUCGGGCAAAGGCUGUUUAUUCACACUUUUGGCACAUUUCUGAAUCUCAUCAGAAUCACAAAAUACCAUUCGUUCUGACACGUAAUUUGCUGCAAAUUUUAUGUUUUCGGGUGUUAAAUCAGAGUUUGAGGCACAGUUUUUGGCUUCGUUCAACACUGAUGAGACGUAAUUACAAGUAAAGUCGCACAAAGAACACACUACGUCUUCAUCGUAAGCGGAAAUGUUCAUUUCUUGAAGUAUUUUCCGAAUUGUUUGAAACGUUUCACUCUCGUUCAUGUUUCAAGAAAAACACCAAAAACAUACAAUGGGGUGCCAACUCGGCACUAGUAAAAUCACUAAACUUGAAUAAAUUAUUCAUAAAAAAAUAUGUAAAUUUUGCUUUAUACUACAAAUGUCUUGUGGGUGAUUAAUUUGAGUUGCUGAUUCUUCCCAUUAGCUAAAUUUGAGGUAAUUAUUUGUCACAAUUCACCUGAAGGACAAGCAUUGUUGUUGGUGGCACUGCCUGUCAAAAUUAUGAUUUCGAUAGUUUUGUGUUCACAAUUUUCGUGAAUAAAAACCAUGAAUUUCAUUAAAUUCACGCAACAAGCGUCAUGAAGUUGUCUUGGGGACCGAUCUAACUCCUAGGAAAGUCGUCUCACUAUUUGGUCAAAAUGGGAGGUUAUGUGCAACUAACCCGAAUUAUCGGCACCCUUUUCAAGAUGAUUUUGAAAGUUUGGGCCUAUUCAGGACUCGUAUUGGUGUUUUGCUUCCUUUUGUAUUACAUAUACGGUGGCGUUUUUGCUGUGAUUUUACUAUUUUUCGCAUUAACAGGGGUUUUGUAUCAUGUUCAAGACAAUUUCCUAUUUUAUCCUGAAUUGCCUAGUCACUCCCGCGUUUACGUCCCGAUUCCGUCAACCCUAGGCCUUCCCUACGAGACAGUCCAGACCAGAGGCAGCGAUGGGGUCUUAAUCCACAUGUAUUUCAUUCAUCAACCCAAAGACCGACAACGAUUAUCUCCAACGAUUGUGUUUUUUCACGGAAAUGCCGGAAACAUGGGUCAUCGGUUGCAAAAUUGCAGGGGGCUGUACCACAACCUCCAUUGCAACAUACUUCUUGUUGAAUACAGGGGGUAUGGGUUGUCCGAGGGGCACCCCACCGAAGAAGGGCUCUACCUUGAUGCCAAGGCUAGUCUCGACUACAUUUUCUCAAGGAGUGACAUUAACCACUCUGAAAUCAUAGUCUUUGGACGCUCUCUCGGGGGGGCUGUCGCAGUGGAUUUGGCUAGUAGAGAAGAAUACGCCAGUAAAAUCUGGUGUUUAGUUAUUGAAAACACAUUCACUAGCAUCCCAGACAUGGCCAAAGUCCUGCUGGGCUGGAGGUUGCUUCAGUAUUUCCCCUUGUUUUUCUACAAGAACAAAUUUUUGUCAUAUCAGAAAAUGAAGUUUUUAAGGGUGCCCACUUUAUUCAUAUCAGGGAUGGCCGAUUCUCUGGUUCCCCCAAGAAUGAUGUCAGAAUUGUACAACAAUUGUAGGAGUGUAAGAAAACAAUUGUUGCAAAUUCCAGAUGGAACGCACAAUGAGACGUGGACAUCUCACGGUUAUUACCACUCUUUGGCGGUUUUUUUGCAAAACUGUCGAAUACAAACGGAGGAAAAGAGCGAUUUUAGCAAUAAAAUUGAUAUUACUGGCUGGAACAAUGUACAAAAUAUUUGAGUUUUUUGUAUUAUAACUUAAACGUCCAAAGAUGUACAUAUUUUAUAGCGUUUAUUGGAAAUGAUGCCUAACCGAUGUGUACGCUGUUUUACUUUUGCAAAUAAAAUUCCUGGCUUUAGUCCAGGAAAAUUUUU
Tribolium madens (black flour beetle) is the source of this 1997-nucleotide messenger RNA. RefSeq names its product protein ABHD13 (gene Bem46). Lineage: Eukaryota; Metazoa; Arthropoda; Insecta; Coleoptera; Tenebrionidae. The transcript has 4 exons. The coding region runs from base 823 to 1863 and encodes 346 amino acids. The record is from RefSeq and is a predicted model, not a curated record. Gene Ontology annotation, molecular function: palmitoyl-(protein) hydrolase activity. Gene Ontology annotation, cellular component: membrane.